CAACUUGGGCCUGGCAGAAUGGCUCCCACAAAGAAGGGUGGCAAGAAGAAGAAGGGCCAUUCUGCCAUCAACGAAGUGGUGACCCGAGAAUACACCACCGACAUUCACAAGCAUAUCCAUGGAGUGGGCUUCAAGAAGCAUGCUCCUCUGGCACUCAAAGAAAUUCGGAAAUUUGCCAUGAAGGAAAUGGGGACUACAGAUGUGCACACUGAUAUCAGACUCAAUAAAGCCCUCUGGUCCAAGGGAAUAAGGAAUGUUCCAUAUAACAUCCAAGUAUAUUUGUCCAGAAAACAUAAUAAGGACGAGAAUUCACCAAACAAGCUCUACACACUAGUAACUUACAUGCCUGUUACCACAUUCAAAAAUCUACAGACAGCCAAUGUGGAUGAGAACUAA
This is a messenger RNA of Arvicanthis niloticus (Nile rat), 396 nucleotides long. NCBI's taxonomy places the organism in Eukaryota, Metazoa, Chordata, Mammalia, Rodentia, Muridae. The record is from RefSeq and is a predicted model, not a curated record.